UCUACGGCGACUGGCGAUGACGUCAUCAUAAACGGACAGUGUUGUCAUUCCUGAAAUGUGGGAAGCGGCUGUCUUUGUAUUUGGUUCUUUUUAAAAGAUUUUCGUCGUGCUUUAACCACCAAGACUUAAAAUGGCGGACUACUGGAAGUCCCAACCAAGGAAAUUCUGUCAGUACUGCAAGUGCUGGAUUGCGGACAAUAAGCCUAGCGUUGAGUUCCACGAAAGGGGGAAAAAUCACAAAGAAAAUGUGGCUGCAAAAAUCUCUGAGAUUAAAAAGAAGAGUGUUGACAAGAUGAAGCAGGAGGAACGUAUGUCUAAAGAAUUUAAGGCAAUGGAGGAGGCUGCACUGAAGGCAUAUGAGGAGGAUCUGAAGAGGAUGGAAAGGGAAUCAAAAGGAUCCGGUUCAUCUGCCCAAACAACAACACAGCCACCCCCACAACCUCAGGCAAAACCACAGGCAAAACCUCAGCCAAAACCUCAGGCAUGGCCCCAGACCAGACCCCAGACCAAAAGACAGCAGAAGAAAGAGAAAGCGAGCGAGAAGUCCAGAGGCCAAAGAGAAGCGCAGGUUUGGGUUGAAGGACAGACAGACGAUGGACACACGUACUAUUACAACACAGUAACUGGAGAAUCUACAUGGGAAAAACCAGAUGGUCUUCAUGGAGAAAACUCAGCCUCUGCACUUCCUGGACACACUGAGAGCACUUCGGGCUGUCCUUGGAUGGAAGCAGUCAGUCCUGAUGGUUAUACAUAUUACUACAACUCUGAGACUGGAGAGACCAGCUGGGAGAAGCCAGUGGGCUUUUCUCCGAAGGAAUCAUCUGGAUCUGGAUCCAACAAAGAGGGCGAGAGUCAGGAGGAGCCAUUAACCCCUCAGGCAGAGCCCGCCUCAGGAGGAGAGGAGAGCUCCAGCGAGGCCCCGGCAUCUCAGGAGGCUCAAGUUCCUGAACAAGCCAGCCAGCAGACCAAUGCCUCAAAGAUCAGCUUCAGGAAAAGGAAAGCAGAAGCUGAGCCAUCAGAAAAGGAGGGAGAAGAUAAAAUGAGUGACGAUGCUCCUAAAGAAGUGCCUGAGGAGAUGAAAAAAGAGCAAGAUGUCCAAAGCACGACAGCUGAACCUGAGAAAGAGAAGAAAGAGGAAGAGGUGGCACCAGUGAAGAUGCGAACCAAAAGGCCGAAAGCCACCAAUCCAUAUGGGGCAUGGGAAGAGAUCCAGGAAGAGGAGGAUCCAUAUUCCAAGGUGGACUUACAGCUGCCUCAAGUGGAGGGAAGCGCCGUCAGCACUCAUGUCGACCUGCCGCCUGAGCCACAACCAAAGUUCAGGGAACGCAUUAUCACUUCUCUUGGAGAGGAAGGCGGACCUGCGUCGUUCAGGAAAAACAAGACACAGAACGGCAAAUCCCGGAGCCUCCGACAGAGAGACAACGACGACGACUGACCCGAUCACAUAGAAAAACUUUAUGCAGUAGAAGACUUUUACACAAAUAAAACUCUCUCUCUCUCUCUGAACUUUUGACAUAUUGAUGAACCUUUUAGAUU
Molecule: messenger RNA, 1536 nt
Organism: Perca flavescens (yellow perch)
Lineage: Eukaryota; Metazoa; Chordata; Actinopteri; Perciformes; Percidae
Gene: wbp4
Product: WW domain binding protein 4
Exons: 10
Coding region: 131-1435 (434 amino acids)
Biological process (GO): mRNA splicing, via spliceosome
Cellular component (GO): precatalytic spliceosome; nucleus
Molecular function (GO): RNA binding; protein binding; zinc ion binding
Source: RefSeq, a predicted model, not a curated record